Molecule: messenger RNA, 640 nt
Organism: Cajanus cajan (pigeon pea)
Lineage: Eukaryota; Viridiplantae; Streptophyta; Magnoliopsida; Fabales; Fabaceae
Product: tryptophan synthase beta chain 2, chloroplastic
Biological process (GO): L-tryptophan biosynthetic process
Cellular component (GO): cytoplasm
Molecular function (GO): tryptophan synthase activity
Source: RefSeq, a predicted model, not a curated record
ACGAGGAUUCAAGCGUUGGAAAAAUGGGGAGGGAAACCAGAUGUUGUUGUGGCUUGCGUGGGGACUGGGUCCAACGCUUUGGGUUUGUUCCAUGAGUUUAUAAAUGAUAGAGAUGUGAGGCUUAUUGGAGUUGAGGCAGGUGGUUUGGGAUUGGAGACUGGAACACAUUCUUCAUCUUUGACCGCUGGAGAAGUCGGUGUUUACCACGGAGCCCUCACUUAUUUACUGCAGGAUCACGAUGGUCAAGUUAUUCAACCUCAUUCCAUCGCACCAGGGAUGGAGUAUCCAGGAGUUGCUCCUGAGCUAAGCUUCCUUAAAGAGACUGGCCGUGCCGAAUUCUGCGUCGCAAAUGAUCAAGAAGCUCUGGAUGCAUACGGAAGAUUAUGCAAAUUAGAGGGCAUAUUUGCAUCUCUGGAGGCUGCACACGCAUUGGCUUUGUUAGAUAAGUUGGCUCCUACUCUAUGCGAUGGGAGUAAGGUAGUUGUGAAUUGCAGUGGGCGUGGAGAUAAGGAUGCAGCAAUAUUUGACAAUGAAUGACAGAUGGAGCUGAAUACUAUAUAAAUUAAACGCUAUAUUUCUAUAAACGAUUAAACGAACAAUACAUGCUUAAAAUUGUAUUGGCUAGCUAGCAAGUGGCCGG